AUGGGGAAGACUGGCAAGUGGAUAAGAAACUUCUUAACGGGAAAGAAGGAUAAAGAGAGAGAGAAAGACAAGGAGAAGGUGAAGAAUACAGGCAAUCUUCAGCCGCCUUCAAUUUCCGCUGAACAGAUUCCGACAACACCAAUAACAAUCCCACCGACGACUCCCAAAGAAAAGAGAAGAUGGAGUUUUCGAAGGUCAUCAGCCACUGCACCAGGCCAGAAGGACUCCAAUUCAACGGAUAUGAUGGCCACAACACCACCAUCUCAACAGGCAUUCCUGGAAGCAGACGCUGAUCAGAAAAAACAUGCCUUGGCAGUCGCAGUUGCCACGGCCGCAGCUGCUGAUGCAGCAGCUGCAGCGGCAAAGGCUGCUGCCGCUGUGAUUCAAUUGACUGCUGCAGCAUCGGGGAGAACCUCUGCAAUUGAAGAGGCUGCAGCCAUCAAGAUUCAAUCUGUCUUUCGAGCUAAUUUGGCAAGAAAAGCUUUAAAUGCAUUGAAAGGAUUGGUGAAGUUGCAAGCAUUGGUGAGGGGACAUUUGGUGAGAAAACAGGCAACGGCUACCCUCAGGUGCAUGCAAGCUUUGGUCACUGUUCAGGCUAGAGCUCGAGCUCAAAGGAUCCAAAUGGCUCAGGAAUCAAAACCCAACAAUCUGAAGCAAUUUCAUCAUAGAAAAUCCACGCAGGAAAAUAGAUUCAGUCAAUCAUAUCAAGAUUUUGAUAAAGGAAUGGAAGAGAACAUAAAAAUUGUGGAGAUGGAUAUUGGUGACUCAAAGGGAAGCACAAAAAGUAGGAAUAGUUAUUCAAACAAUGGGCAGACAGAAAGAACGGAUCAUAGGAUUUCGACUCAUAGAGCUUAUUCAAACCAAGAACAGAUCACACCAUCACCAUCAGCUAUAACUGAUCUGAGUCCAAGAGCAUGUAGUGGUCAUUUUGAGGAAUACUCCUUUGGUACAGCACAAAGCAGCCCUCAGUACUGCUCUGCUAUAUCUAAACCUGACCCUUCAAAAGGUGCAUUUUCUUAUGCACGAUCAGAAUAUGGAGAUUCAUUGUAUAACGAGUAUCCAUUCUAUCCAAGUUACAUGGCCAAUACAGAAUCUUCAAGGGCUAAAGUGCGAUCACAUAGCGCACCCAAGCAACGGCCUGAAUCAUUUGAGAGACAACCAAGCAGGCGUAGGCCAUCAAUUGAAGGAAGAAAUGUACCAAGGGCUGUCAGAAUGCAGAGAUCAUCGUCACAUGUUGGUUCUGCUGCUCAGAAUUUUCAAUAUCCUUGGUCAAUAAAGCUUGACAGAUCAUCUAUUUCCCUCAAAGACAGCGAGUGUGGAUCCACCAGUACGAUGCUGACUAACACCAAUUACUGCAGAUCUCUGGUUGGACUUGAGGUAAGCAGGACAAUCCCAUUUGGCAAUCACAUCUGAACUAUCGGUUCAAGGAAGUAGGUACUAAUUGCAUGAAGUCAACUGGAAUAAAAUCAUUCAAGCUUAAAACAGAAUGCUAAAUAACAAUGCUGGUCAGACAGAGACUGAUAAGACAUGAAAUGUUGCUGACACAACUAAUUCACAGUUCAAUGUCGUUAUUCGUGAGUAUGAUUUUGAGAUAUAUGUAU
Messenger RNA from Coffea eugenioides, 1601 nucleotides. Its product is annotated as protein IQ-DOMAIN 14. Gene Ontology annotation, molecular function: protein binding. The coding region runs from base 1 to 1413 and encodes 470 amino acids. The record is from RefSeq and is a predicted model, not a curated record. The transcript has 4 exons. NCBI's taxonomy places the organism in Eukaryota, Viridiplantae, Streptophyta, Magnoliopsida, Gentianales, Rubiaceae.